AUCAGGCCAUAUUUGACAUUUUAAUACUCCCCCUUCUUGAUUGUUAACUCAUUUUUUCCAUUGGAUUCUUUCCCCUUGAGUGACUUAUGCAAACUAAACUACUAAGAAUAAUGAUCACCUGUUUAUUUGCUACUUUGUUUUGGGGGGGAUUCAUAGCUUUUGUAUGUGAAAGGCUAGCAUGCUUUACUCAGGAAAUGCACAAGCUUGCAUGCUGUGCUACUUAUAGAAACCACAAGUGCCGAAGUCUAAAACUAAACUGUGGCUUUGUUGUUCUAAUGAACACCUCAGCCUCAGUGGUCUUCGUGCAUGCUCAUAUGAUGGACUUGUCGGACAGAAGAAGGUUUGAAAAUAGUUUGCAUUGCACACUGAUUUAAAUGUAGGGUUAAAAGGACAACAUGUGUUACUUUGUUACAUUAGAGUACUGAUACAAUAGAUCAAUCAGAUGACUUUAAACAACAAGCUUUUUUAUCAUUAUGGGAAACAUUACAGCAAAUCUGAACACUGAACACAUCAUACUAAUCAGUGUUUAUGCUGGUACCAUCUUCUUCAUCAUUCUGUUUGGAUGCGUUGCACUUAAAAAGUAUCGAUCAAUGAAGAAAACCAUUCGGUUCCUUAGCCAGAGGAGACCAGAUGUGAACUUUCCAGUUCCUUUUCCAGAUUCUCCUCAAUCUCAAACCAUCCCAGAAACACCCAUCAUCUCCAACUAUCCUACAGAAGAUCCAGUAAGGCCUCCACAAACCACGACAAGCUGCAGAUUACCCUGGAAGCCCUUACAGCAGGUUCCACAGUUCAAGAAAGCAGACCUGAGCCUUUUUCAGCUCAUAAAAGCCGGGAGAGAGGGAGUUUUCUACAAAGCAAGGAUAACCAGGGGAAACUGUAAAGGUCACUCGCUGAUAACUUGCAAAAUUGGAAAAGAAGGUAUCACCAGUAAGCAGAUGGAAAAUGAGGUGUCUAUUAUGAGAAAGCUGGCGUAUCAUCAUAAUGUGAUGCAGCUGCUGGACUGGAACACAACUGAAGAGCCGUAUAUGCUGAUCAUGGAGUUUAUGAGCUACGGCACGCUGCGCAGUUUUGUUCAAAGAAACAAAGAGCAACUGAGUGCUGACACUGAACUACAAAGCCAAUUCACCAUCGCGUCCUACCACAUAGCCCUGGCCAUGGAACAUUUGCGCUCAAAAAUGGUGGUACACUGUGACCUUGCCUUGAGGAACAUUCUUGUGAGCCGUUUCCCAUGGGAGGUGAAGGUAGCAGAGUUCGGCCUAGCCAGGGAUUUGACCCGCAUGAGGAGCAGACGCAGCAGCAGAAAAAAGCAACACAGGGAGCGAGUGCCCCUGCGCUGGUACCCUCCAGAAUAUUUCCGAAACAACUACUAUAGCUUUAAGGGCGACGUCUGGGCAUUUGGUAUUGUGCUGUGGGAGAUGCAGACGUUUGGCACCUUGCCGUAUUCAGAUCUGACCACAUCUGAGCAAGUUGUAUAUAAUGUCUGUGCCGGAUAUAAGAAUACAAUUCCCAGCACGUGCCGUCCAGAGAUAGAACAGAUCAUGCAGAACUGCUGGUCGGACCCAUACACCUCCAGACCAUCAUUUCCAGACAUUGUCAAGAUCUUGGAGAACGUUGUGGAAAGUGACGGAGAUUAUGUGGAUGUUGACAACCAAAGAAUCAUGAAUGCUGAAGAAAAAGGAAUUUAAAAACAUAACUUGUACGAUUAACUUAAAACAUGUAGUAGCAAUAUUUUUAACAUAUUUUAUCAUGUAACACUUUAUUGUUUUGUGCAGUCAUACAUGCAGGCGUGUAUUUAAGGACUGAAUUUUGUUUAGGUUCAAUUGUAUAUACAAGCCGGACAAUAUUUAACUCUAAUGACUAACUAUUAAUAUUUCAUGUAAAACCUUGCAAAAAUAUUAUGUUUAUCUUGAUUAAGAAUAUAAAGCAUUGUAUUAUAUCUUUAAAAUAAUUGAAGAGAUGUGAAGAGAUUUUUAAAUAAAAAUAAAAAAAUUACAUUUUAAAAAUGUAUUUAAAUUCUUUAUAAUGUAACCAUUGUUAAAUAUCUAAAAGAGCAACACUUAACACAGUUAUAACUAUGGUUAACCAUA
Molecule: messenger RNA, 2087 nt
Organism: Paramisgurnus dabryanus
Lineage: Eukaryota; Metazoa; Chordata; Actinopteri; Cypriniformes; Cobitidae
Product: tyrosine kinase receptor Cad96Ca
Biological process (GO): positive regulation of cell migration; positive regulation of kinase activity; positive regulation of angiogenesis
Cellular component (GO): signaling receptor complex; plasma membrane
Molecular function (GO): vascular endothelial growth factor receptor activity; growth factor binding; ATP binding
Source: RefSeq, a predicted model, not a curated record